UGACACUGGCUCUGCCUUGAGUGUUAUAUUGUGUGAUCCCUGGAAUGUGUCAUUAUUCCUGUGUGCAGAGAAGAGGCUGCUCAGCUGCCAGCUGUGACCACAUACAAGAGCCUCUGCUCCUGGGGCCGCUGUGCUCCCCCAAGAUGGGGGCUAAAUUCAGAUUGCCGUGGCUUCUGCCCUGUAUCCUGGCUGCGCUAGUCCAGGCACAGAAGGACAACGACCAGAAAUCGGUUGACUGCUACAAUUCUGUCCAGGGAACCAUCUACGAUUACGCAGCCCUCACAUUAGAGGCGAGUCAGCUCAUCCCCUUUAAACAGUACGAGGGGAAGACACUCCUGAUUGUGAAUGUGGCUACGUUCUGAGGGCUCACCAUGCAGUACCUGGAACUGAAUGCACUACAAGAAGAACUGGGGUCCAAUGGGUUGGUCAUCUUGGGGUUUCCAUGCAAUCAAUUUGGUCUACAAGAACCUGGUAGUAAUGAAGAAAUUCCUUUAGGAUUAAAAUACGUUCGUCCUGGCAAUGGCUUCACUCCAAAUUUCCAGCUGUUUGAGAAAGGAGAUGUCAAUGGGAAGAAAGAGCAGAAAGUAUUUACCUUCUUAAAGAACUCCUGCCCCCCUGUCGGUGAAACCUUAGGCAACCCAUUAAACCGUCUCUUCUGGGAUAACAUCAAACUCAACGAUAUCAAGUGGAACUUUGAGAAAUUUCUUGUUGGACCUGAUGGACGUCCCGUGAAACGUUGGCAUCCCCGAACACCAGUCACUCAAGUCAGGAGAGAUGUGAUCACAUACAUGAAGUCAAAGUCGGGACUCGAAAGGAUUCUGAUGAUGGGAAGGGAAGAGCAAUAGACACAAUUGUGCUUAAUGUUACAAAGCUUUGUUUAUAUAUAUAGAUAUAUAUUUUUUGUGAUCUUUUGUGCCAAGUCUUUAAGCAGUUGGUAGGAGACAGAAGGUUCUCUGGAGAUUCCAUCAGUAUGAAAGGUAGGUCAGAAAGCACAUGUGUGGGACCUAUCUAGAAACCAGAAAUUUGGUAGAUUGCUGUUUAGUGCAUUCCAGCAACUACCAAUCUGGGAUGUGCUCUCUAGCUGAACCUGAGGUUUCUCUUCUGCAGCUUGAGCUCAAUGGUGAAGCUUUAUCUGUGCUGGUACUCAAUAAACAUCAUACAUAUACAACUUUUGAAA
Molecule: messenger RNA, 1177 nt
Organism: Hyla sarda
Lineage: Eukaryota; Metazoa; Chordata; Amphibia; Anura; Hylidae
Gene: GPX3
Product: glutathione peroxidase 3
Exons: 5
Biological process (GO): response to oxidative stress
Molecular function (GO): glutathione peroxidase activity
Source: RefSeq, a predicted model, not a curated record